UAGCUCAACAACCAAUCAAUCAGAAGAUAUCAAACCAUGGAAGGCUUGAUACCUUUUCUAGUCCGAGCUGUGAAGAAGCAACGGCCGCAGAACGCCUACCGCUGCCUCUCCGACAACUCCACCGGCCGGAGCUACCACCUCCUUGUUGCCGGUGGCGGCAGCGGCGGGGAUGACGGAAGAAUCCGAUGCGAUCUUCAGCCACCGGCCACCGCCGAAUUACCUAUCGCCGCCACCGUCUCUGCCUCAGAUGCCGGCAAUGGCCUGAGGCAGAGAGGUUUUAGCACCGGAGGAAGGAUGCCGGCCUAAAGUCGAAGAUUCCGACAAUUGACAUUCGUUUGUUCGUUGAAUGUGAAGAAUAAAUUUGUAAUGGAUGAGCUAAUUGUAAAUCUAUAGUAAUGUGAAAUGUUACCUUAAAGUCUUUAGCAAUGUAACAGCAAAAUAUGGAAAAUUUUCUGAUAAAAAACAGAUCUUUGAAAGA
Molecule: messenger RNA, 478 nt
Organism: Andrographis paniculata
Lineage: Eukaryota; Viridiplantae; Streptophyta; Magnoliopsida; Lamiales; Acanthaceae
Exons: 1
Coding region: 37-306 (89 amino acids)
Source: RefSeq, a predicted model, not a curated record